AAAAGGAAAAACUAAGAAAUGGGCGAUGUGGACAAGUGGAUCGAGACGGUGAAAGAGUGCAAGUACCUGCCGGAGAAUGAGCUGAAGAAUCUGUGCGAGAUGGUGUGCGACAUACUGCUGGAGGAGUCAAACAUUCUGCCCGUGAGCACGCCCGUCACCGUCUGCGGCGAUAUCCAUGGCCAGUUCUAUGACCUGGAGCAGCUAUUCCGGACGGGCGGCCAGGUGCCGGACACAAACUACAUAUUCAUGGGCGACUUUGUGGACCGCGGCUACUACUCACUGGAAACAUUCACCCGCCUGCUGACGCUCAAGGUGCGCUACCCCAAUCGGAUAACGCUACUGCGCGGCAACCACGAGACGCGGCAGAUCACCAAGGUCUAUGGCUUCUUCGACGAGUGCUUCAGCAAGUAUGGAAAUGCCAAUGGCUGGAAGUAUUGCUGCAAGGUGUUUGAUCUGCUCACCAUAGCCGCCAUCAUCGACGAGGAGGUUCUGUGCGUUCACGGCGGACUGAGUCCCGAGAUCAUCACUCUUGACCAGAUCCGGACAAUCGAGAGGAACGGCGAAAUACCCUACAAGGGUGCAUUCUGCGAUCUAGUGUGGUCCGAUCCCGAGGACAUGGAGUUCUGGGGCCAGAGUCCACGUGGCGCUGGCUGGCUGUUCGGUCAUAAUGUGACCAAGGACUUUAUGACGAUCAAUAACCUGGACCUGAUCUGUCGGGCGCAUCAGCUAGUCAACGAGGGCAUCAAGCACAUGUUCGAGGGCAAGCUGGUGACCGUGUGGUCGGCGCCCAACUACUGCUAUCGAUGCGGCAACGUGGCGGCAAUCCUCAGCUUCGAUACGGCGAAACAGCGGCAGGCGACGAUCUUUCUGGCGGUGCCGGAUGCGGAGCGGGUGAUACCUAAGCAGAACACGACGCCGUACUUCCUCUAAACCGAUGUGAUUCGAACCGAACCAAACCGAUCCGCCCACCAUUCAAGCUGGGGAGAUUAUAGAUGUACGCUUCUUGGACACGGCGUGGAGAGCAGCCUUCGAGCCGAAGCCAACUGUCUACGUUAGCCGCCUUUAUCGCCGCCUUUACCCAACCCCCACUCCAAAACACACGCCCACAAAGGCACUGUCAACGCACACACAGGCCCACACCUGCAAUAUGCGCUCCUACUUUUGUUAUGGCCAAAAACAUAUCUAUUUUACAAGGUCAACAAGUAAAUCCCAUUGACAAUUUAAAUUUAAAACAAGUAUUGCAUUUACUGAUGUUCAAGCAGAAGCUACAUAUAUGUAUAUGUAUAUAUAUAUUUUGUAUUCCAAAAACCUAUUUAUUUCCGUGUGGAAAAAACAAGAAUAGCACAACCCUGGAAUAAGA
Molecule: messenger RNA, 1360 nt
Organism: Drosophila serrata
Lineage: Eukaryota; Metazoa; Arthropoda; Insecta; Diptera; Drosophilidae
Product: serine/threonine-protein phosphatase 6 catalytic subunit-like
Source: RefSeq, a predicted model, not a curated record